AAAAAACCCAGUCAUUAAGAUAUAAACUCACAUCUGAUGAGAAAAGAUCAUUAGAAAGUGAGCUCUUUGAAGAUUUAAAGUACCUAAUGAACAUUGAUAAUAUAAAUGUCGUUGAUGAAGUUUUAGUAACGUUUUUUGAAAAAUGGAAAAAUUCAAAUUCUACGACUAAUAUGGAUACGACAAAUAUGCUCGAAUCUUGGCAUAAGCAUUUAAAGUAUGACAAUUUUGAAGGCAAAGUAAAUAGACGCAUCGAUGUUUUAAUUUAUGAACUAUAUAUCGUAAUGGACGGUGAUACUUGGCAACAACGGUGCUUUGCUGACGUUCGAGCAGGGCGUAUGAUGCCUGCAGAAAGGGAAGUUCACAGAAGGCAAAUAAAGGCGCAAGAGUUACCACAGCAGCUAGUCCCUACUUCUGAAGAACUUAUUCAUAAUAUUCAUGAAAUGACGCAGAACCUUAAUGAUCUUGAUAUCAAUUCUUUACAGGUUGUUCGCAAUCAAUUGUUCAGAGUUCUUGAGGAUGUUUGCAGGCUGGACAAAAGUUUUCAGGAAGGUGACUGGGUAAAUGAUCAAAAUAUUAAAUUUCUACCAAAU
Racocetra persica is the source of this 590-nucleotide messenger RNA. The record is from the annotation of a GenBank genome assembly. Lineage: Eukaryota; Fungi; Glomeromycota; Glomeromycetes; Diversisporales; Gigasporaceae.